CAUCUAAUGGUUCACCUUACACCUCAAGGCACAAAGCUAUAUGAUUUCAUAGUCAAACCUCACUCGGCAGGUUAUUGCUCCAACAUUGCAAUCACUUGUGGGCCUCAUUAAUGUAGCUCUUCGACUUCUAGUUCUUUCAAUCGAAACAGCCAGGACCUGUUCCCAUCACGAAAAGUUAAUCAUUGCUUGGAUCCACAGGAUUUCAUCCCAACGACCUUCCGUGUUGAAAGCAAUAGCUACUUAAUUUACUCUAAUGUCAAGAUAGUUUUAUCCUCUCGAAAACGCUUGUCGGAGCUUCAGUAGCUCUGGCACAUCUUUGAAACUUCUACAAUGGGCAAUCUAGCCUUUCAGACAUGUCUCCUGUGGUUGGGAGCUUUAGGCGCAACAGCUCAAUCGCCCCAUCGACAACAAGAACCAAUAAACGAUCAUUAUAAGUACGCAGAAGCAUGUCCGGAUUAUAAGAAAUAUUCUACCUUCAGACAUGGCCCGGUGUCUACUGGUCCUUUGGAAUUGCCUUUCCAGAGGCCUGUCGAGCAAUGUCGAACAUUCUCCUCUCCUUUGGUGGAGAAGGUCAUCGAUGAUAUGUCACUUAAGAUGAUUGAUAAGGAUCUGGCGCGACUAUUCGAAAACGCUUUUCCCAAUACUCUCGACACGACUGUGCGAUGGCAUGUAGAUGGAACUGGAAAACAUACGGAAUUGAAAGCUAGGGAUGUGCGGGACAGUCAAAAGUGGCAGGGAGCCCAGUCGUUUGUGGUUACUGGAGAUAUCAAUGCAGAAUGGCUCAGAGAUUCUACAAACCAAUUGCUUCAAUAUCAGCCUUUGUCGAAGAAGGAUCCAGCUAUCUUCAAUUUAAUCUUGGGAGCUAUCAAUACACAAGCAGAAUAUGUUGUUCAGUCACCAUACUGUAACGCAUUUCAACCUCCCCCGCCCUCGAAGCUUGCUGCAACGGAAAAUGGACAAGAUGAUGUUGUUCACCCCGCAUAUGAACCUUCUUUUGUCUUCGAAUGCAAAUACGAACUAGAUUCCCUUGCAAAUUUCCUGGCUAUAGGAAACUCCUUCUAUAACCACACAGGGUCGAUCGACUUUAUCACCCCACGGUGGUUAACAGCACUCGAGACUCUUCUUAUGGUCCUCGAACAACAAUCCGAAUCUACCUUUGAUUCAAAAACUAGCCAUUUCCAACGUAAUGCUUACACCUUUAGCCGUCGCACCGAGCAAGGAACUGAAACUUUGCCAUUAUCCGGUGUUGGCAACCCUUUGAACUACGGAACCGGUUUGAUACGAAGCGCAUUUCGCCCUUCAGACGAUACUACGAUCCUAGGUUUCUUCAUCCCUGCGAAUGCAAUGAUGUCCGUUGAACUGAAGCGUACCGCCGAAGUGCUCAAAGCAGCGAAACGCUCCGAUUUAGCUCAAACCCUCGAGAAGCGCGCACAAAGCAUCAAAGACGGCAUUAUGAAGCACGCCGUCGUACAACACAAAAAAUGGGGCAAAGUAUUUGCCUACGAAGUAGAUGGUUAUGGCGGCCAAAUACUCAUGGAUGACGCCAACGUUCCUAGUCUCCUCUCCCUCCCAAUCCUUGGUUUCCUGAAACAUGACGACGAAAUCUACAAAAACACUCGAAAGAUGCUUUUAUCCAAAGAUGGUAAUCCAUAUUACCUCGAAGGCAGAGCAUUUAAAGGAAUAGGAGGUCCACAUAUCGGCCCUGAAAAUGCAUGGCCUAUGUCCCUACUCUUACAAGCCAUGACGACCGAUGACGACGAUGAGAUCAUGGAUUGUUUAAAUUUUGUCCUGAGAGCGAGCAAGCUGGGAUUGAUUCAUGAGAGUAUUAAUGUAAAUCGUUUGCAUGAAUAUACGAGGAGUUGGUUUGCUUGUAUGUCAUCCUUUUCUCUUCCUCUCUUUCCUAUCCUUUCACCUUUUCAUUGCAUAGAUCCCUCUUUCAGUAUGAAUACUAAUAAUUAACAAAAAGGGGCAAAUUCUGUUUUCGCCCAAACAAUCCUCGAUCUUGCGAAACGGAAACCACAUCUUUUGUUUGGGGAGGGAGCUGAUCCUUAUGAGAUUGAGACCUGAGACUUGAGACUUUUAGUCGGGAAGAAGCGUGCAUGUAUAUAAAAAUAUGGAAAUGAUGUUUAUGAUUGGAGUUAUAUGUAUGGGUGUAUAUUGUCGGGUGAUUAAUCGAUCGGCCUGAGCGGAUUUUGUCUUUUAAAGAUGAUUGGAACUGUAGCGAAGGAUCAUUAUAUGUAUUUGAUAUUAUAGUAAUGAGUGCCAUCUAAAAGCAAU
Messenger RNA from Sclerotinia trifoliorum, 2277 nucleotides. The record is from the annotation of a GenBank genome assembly. Lineage: Eukaryota; Fungi; Ascomycota; Leotiomycetes; Helotiales; Sclerotiniaceae.